Molecule: messenger RNA, 3704 nt
Organism: Oncorhynchus masou masou (cherry salmon)
Lineage: Eukaryota; Metazoa; Chordata; Actinopteri; Salmoniformes; Salmonidae
Product: E3 ubiquitin-protein ligase CHIP-like
Exons: 8
Coding region: 392-1258 (288 amino acids)
Biological process (GO): protein polyubiquitination; proteasome-mediated ubiquitin-dependent protein catabolic process; protein quality control for misfolded or incompletely synthesized proteins
Cellular component (GO): Z disc; cytoplasm
Molecular function (GO): ubiquitin protein ligase activity; protein-folding chaperone binding
Source: RefSeq, a predicted model, not a curated record
UGACUACCAGAAAUGUAUCAAAACAUGAGCUAGUUAGCUGGUUACGCACGAGCGUGUCCUCCCACCUAAAAUAAUACUACAGACUACUCUGUCAAAUAAUAUACAUUGAUUAUACACAUGUUUGGAUACCUGUGCUUUACGUUAUAGUUAGGCAGUUCGCUAGCUAGCUAACGUUAUAUUCUAAAAAUAUUAAAUUGUCUGCGUUGGAAGAGGUAGACAGACGAGCUGUGUGGGAGGAGGCCAUAACCAGGACGAGAGCGAAGUCGGAGAGGCCGCUUGACACCUGAGGGGAGGGCAUCGAAACGCCAGCCGCAGCCCGGCCUGAGACACGGGUAGCAGGAUAGGGAAGCAGAGCGGAGAGGCCGCCGCCACAGCGGGGCCGGCGGACAAGAUGGAGGGCAGCCCUGAGAAGAGUGUCUCAGCGCAGGAGUGGAAGGAGCAGGGCAACCGCCUCUUCCUCAGCCGCAAGUACCAGGAGUCGGCCGCCUGCUACAGCAAAGCCAUCAAGCGAAACCCCUCAGUAUCUGUGUACUACACCAACCGGGCACUGUGCCACGUGAAGCUGCAGCAACACGACAAGGCCCUGGCCGACUGCAAGCAGGCACUGGAGCUGGAUCCCCAGUCAGUCAAGGCCCUCUUCUUCCUGGGUCAGUGUCACCUGGAGAUGGAGAACUACGACGAAGCCAUCGGCAACCUGCAGAGAGCAUAUAACCUGGCGAAAGAGCAACGGUUGAACUUUGGCGACGACAUUCCCAGUGCCCUCCGGAUAGCCAAGAAGAAGCGCUGGAACAGCAUCGAGGAGAAGCGCAUUAACCAGGAGAAUGAGCUGCACGCCUAUCUCACCAAACUCAUCCUGGCAGAGAAGGAGAGGGAACUGGAUGACAGCAGAGAGGAACACGACGCCAAGUCGGAGGAAUGCAGAAGCCGACACGACCUCACUAAGUUCCCCUCCAAACACGACAAGCACCUGUCAGACAUGGAGGAGCUCUUCUCUCAGCUGGAUGAGAAGAGGAAGAAGAGGGAGAUCCCAGACUACCUGUGUGGAAAGAUCAGCUUUGAGUUGAUGAGGGAGCCCUGCAUUACACCCAGUGGGAUCACUUACGACCGCAAAGACAUCGAGGAGCACCUACAGCGAGUUGGCCAUUUUGACCCGGUGACACGCAGCCCUCUGACUCAAGACCAGCUGAUCCCUAAUCUGGCCAUGAAAGAGGUCAUCGAUGCUUUCAUCAUGGAGAAUGGAUGGGUGGAGGACUACUGAAGGAGGGAGGGAGAGAGGGGGGAGUUGGAAUCAUUCCAAAAGAAGAACCAGACAUAAAAAGACGACAACAAACCAAACAAGUAUGAUCUGCACUUUAAAGCUGAGGCAACACCACCGACUUACAUACCUUCACUAGGACUGAGACUACACCAGACUGACAUACCUUCACUAGGACUGAGACUACACCAGACUGACAUACCUUCACUAGGACUGAGACUAUACCACAGACUGACAUACCUUCACUAGGACUGAGACCACACCACAGACUUACAUACCUUCACUAGGAGUGAGACUACACCACAGACUGACAUACCUUCACUAGGACUGAGACUACACCACAGACUGACAUGCCUUCACUAGGACUGAGACUACACCACAGACCUACAUACCUUCACUAGGACUGAGACUACACCACAGACUGACAUACCUUCACUAGGACUGAGACUACACCACAUACUGACAUACCUUCACUAGGACUGAGACUACACCACAUACUGACAUACCUUCACUAGGACUGAGACUACACCACAUACUGACAUACCUUCACUAGGACUGAGACUACACCACAUACUGACAUACCUUCACUAGGACUGAGACUACACCACAUACUGACAUACCUUCACUAGGACUGAGACUACACCACAGACUGACAUACCUUCACUAGGACUGAGACUACACCACAGACUUACAUACCUUCACUAGGAGUGAGACUACACCACAGAUGACUGAGACUACACCACAGACCUACAUACCUUCACUAGGACUGAGACUACACCACAGAUGACUGAGACUACACCAGACUGACAUACCUUCACUAGGACUGAGACUACACCACAGACUUAUACUAGGACUGCCAUUAAAUCUCCUGUUGAUCUAUACAUCUCUUUCUGUUUCCAUCCUUGUCCCCCCAUUUAUUUUAUUGUGUCUCUCAGCUGCUCCUACUAAUCAGACACAACAAUCAGGACACGCUAGCAAACAUUGCAUCGAAUCAGAUCACAUCAUCAAACAACAGGACCCAAUCAGAAUAUAGUACCCAACACCUUGGGCCAAUCGCUUGAACGUUACUCUCAGAACAACCAAUCAUAUUGCAGACUCCUAAACCUAAUCACAUCCUAGACCUCGAGUCUACAAGUGCAGCGAUUGACCAAUCAGGGCUAAAUGUACUUUACUUUUGGUGAUGCUCCACAACUUGUCUUCUAUUUUAAAUCUCCUUUUCUACGGGGAAGAGGACUGUCUGAGGCACCGCCAUGUUUUCGCCACUCUCCAUUGUAGUCCUCUUGAGUGGCUUGUAGAUGGUCCAAUGUAGUCCUCUUGAGUGAUGGGCCAAUUUUAAACCCAACCUGAUCUCUUACCACCACAAUGCAGCACUUCUCUAUAUCCUCUUGGAGGGCUGAAAAGACUGUAUAAGCACGAGUUGUAUAAUAUAGAAAGAAACCUAAGCCCUCAUCUUCAGUGUUUUGCAGUAUGUAGGGAAGCAGUAUGUGUAAUCAAUAUGAUGAAGAGCAUUCAAGGCUUUGCGCAAAGGGUUGUUUUUUGACCAGGGACGUCUCUAAUGUUGGCGAGCUGAGUUUCCACCAUUUUGUUGCCUCUCAUCUGGCUCAUACAGAGCUGAGCGGUAAUGAAUGAAGAAGUGCGUAGCAGUAGGGGUCAGGGUUGGGGUCAAUUCUAUUUCAAUUCCAGUCAAUUAAUUAAACCCAAUUCCAAAUUUUCUUUAAAAAGAUUGGUUUAAAAUUGUGUGAGUCACAGGUGUGUUUUUGACGGCUGUGUUUAAUUGUAAUGUGUUUUCUCUGGUUUACAUGUCACUGAAUGUUUGCAGGUGGUGUCCUGUCUGUGCCUCAAGUGGAGUUUGAAGUAGAAUAUGGAAGUCAGUCAUCUGAUUGGCUUUGAGAAGGGCUGUCUUCUCCUCAGUAUAACUUACUGCUCGUGGUCUCUUUUGUUUUAAUGAUUCCACGCUUAGAGCCUCAGUCCAAUGGCUGCAAAGCAUGGUUGGGGUCGAUUACAUUUUUCAAUUGUCGAUUUUAGAAUGCAAAUUCAUAAAUUAAAAUAUCCUGAUUUAAAAAAAAAAAAAGUCAUUUUCAAUUUGACCCCUCAACCCUGCUGCAAACAGAUAGUUUCCUCUUCUCAUUUCAGAAAUCAUAUGACCCUGUUUGACUUACCAACUGAAAAGAAUUGAAUGUGAAAUGAACCUGUAUAUUCCUACCCUCUGCUGGAUAUGAGGAUGCACAGUUAUGUUGUGUUAGUCAGUCGUGAGUAUCAAUAUUAUGUGUACAUGUAGGGGUGUGUUUAUGUGGGAUAGGGGUGUGGACAUACUCCUAGGCCCCGACUCCUCCUAAGAGGGGGGUGGGAAUAGUCCAGUUUCUCUGGAGCCUCAUUGGGACUGUGAAUGUUCUUUAUUUCACUGUUGUGCUGUUGUCUACAAGUGUUCCAAUAAAGGCUACAACUUAGA